This is a messenger RNA of Prorocentrum cordatum, 1422 nucleotides long. The record is from the annotation of a GenBank genome assembly. NCBI's taxonomy places the organism in Eukaryota, Dinophyceae, Prorocentrales, Prorocentraceae.
GAGGGGGAGAACGUGGGGAAGAAGAAGAGGAAGAGGCGCGCGUACGAGAAGGAGGUGCAGGAGCUGAAGGCUGGCUCGCCGAAGGUUCCCGCCGCGGUCGGCGACAGGCGGCCAGAGAGCAACCUGCCGCCGGCGAAGUCCAUCUUCGAGGCCUCCGAGCGCCGCGAGGGGAACGCUGGCGCCCGGACGGGGCUGCUCCUGGGCAUGCCGACGCCGGCCUUCGUGGUGCUGACUAGCCGCGGGAUGCCGCUGCACCUGCGGCCGCAGGCGCUGGCCGAGCUGCUGCCCGAUACCCAGCUCUUCGAGCUGUGCGUGGGCGACGCCCUGCCUCGGCAGGAGUCGGUCGCGGGCUGCCCCGGCGGGCCGGAGGGCGGCUGCAGGGCCUUCUGGCCCUACCUGGAGGGCCACCGGUCGUACUGCGCGUUCCGCAACGCGAGGCUGCCGAUGUCCAUCCACGGGGGCGACUCGCUGUGCAGCGUGGAGACGACGGGGGGGCGGCGGAAGGUGGGGCCCAAGGAGCUACUCGGCGUCCAGCGCGCGAUGCGCAUGGACAUCGUGGCCGCGCCGGGGGAGGACGUGCCCCUGGAGGUCACCGCGCUGCGCCGGCUGAGCCGCGCGGUGGUUCGCGCGGGCGACUGGCUCAAGGAGAUACUGGAGGCCAAGGCGGCCGAGCCAGGGCUCGGCUUCGAUUGGCACGUGCUCGCCAGCAUCCAAGGCGGCGGCAACACCAAGCUGCGCCAGAAGGCGUGCCAGGACGCUGCCAGCAUGCCCGUCGCCGGAGUCUGGAUCGGCGGCCUGGGCUACGACGAGAGCCUGGCGGCGCGCGCCAGGGUGCUCGAGACGUGCGCUGGGGCGCUGCCGCCGGCCCUGCCGCGCUUCCUGCCGCUGAACGCGGGCUCGCCCGUGGAGGUGCUGCAGGCCGUGCUUAUGGGCGUGGACGUCUUCGAGAUGGCGUACCCGAUGCAGCUCGCGUCCCAGGGCGUCGCCCUGCUGUUCUCCUGCGACAUGCCCGCGGCCGGGGCCGACGCGGUCGGCGCGGAGGCGGAGGCCGAGGCGCUGAGGUGCUUGCUGCCGCAGCCCGAGGAGAAGGAGCCCGCCCAACCCCCCGCGGCCGUGAAGCAGCUGCAUCUCCGCGCGCCCGAGCUGAAGGAGGACUUCGGGCCCAUCAGUGAGGACUCGCCGGUGCGGCAAUACUCGCGGGCCUACCUUUAUCACCUCAUGGAGGUGCGGGAGCUCCUAGGGACCAUGCUGCUGGCCCAGCACAACCUCCACAGGUACAACGCCCUCUUCAACGCGAUCCGCGCCCACACGAACCAAGGCACCCUCGGCCGCUUCGCGGCGUGGUUUCUGCGCACCCAGACCUGCGACGACGUGCCCGCUGUCCCGCAAGACGGCCUGAGGAAGAGGAGCAGGAAAUGCUGA